AGCGUAACUACAGUGAGAAAAGGGUCCGAAACUCAUGUUUCCAUAGCAUUGAAUGCAAGCCAUAAGGGUUUUCAAUGCAUUGGCGUUAAUACACGUCUAUUGAAGCGGUGUUUUUGGCUAACAAUACAAACACACAAUUAAAGUGCCUUUCAUUGCACCAUAGAGUCAGUUAUGAACACAUAUACAGCGGUGGUAUGUGUGGUGAUAGUGACCUGUUUGGGUGUCACACGUGGCCAACAGGACCUGUCCUCUCCUCAGUGCUAUUCCUUCGGUGGCGGACAUGUGUAUCCACAGGAGACCAGAAGUACAUCCACCGGUCAUCGGCUUCAUUGGAGUAAAACCCAGAUCUCGAAGUUGGCGCCGGACUGGGAGGGGACGGCUGUGAUAAACGGGGAGUUUAAGGAAAUGAAAUUAUCUCAGUUUCGCGGCAAAUAUCUGGUCUUCUUCUUCUAUCCGCUGGACUUCACUUUCGUGUGUCCCACAGAAAUCAUAGCAUUCAGUGAUCGCAUCCAAGAGUUCAGAGACAUCAACACAGAAGUGGUCGGUGUGUCCGUUGACUCUCCCUUCACACACUUAGCCUGGAUCAAAACCCCCCGAAAACAGGGAGGUUUAGGUUCUCUAAACAUUCCCCUCUUAUCAGAUCAAACCCAUCAGAUCUCAAAAGACUAUGGCGUAUACUUAGAAGAUUUGGGACAUACUUUGAGAGGACUCUUCAUAAUUGAUGCCAAAGGAGUUUUACGACAGAUAACAAUGAAUGACCUGCCGGUGGGCAGAUCCGUUGAUGAGACUAUCCGUUUAGUGCAAGCUUUCCAGUACACUGACCAACACGGGGAGGUGUGUCCGGCCGGAUGGAAACCGGGUGACAAGACUAUCAUCCCAGACCCUGAUGAAAAACUCAAGUACUUCAGCAAAUUGAGUGAUCCCGUCGUUCCUAAGAGUGAUCUCUGAGUGGAUUAUCAACAAAAGUUUCUAAUGAUUUCAUUUUAAUUUCCAAAUAUAUUGACUAUUUUUUUGUUUUUCAGGUAUUUUUUAAUUUUAUGUCAUAAUAAAUUUUGAUUCAAAGGUGUUUAAACAUA
This is a messenger RNA of Oppiella nova, 1076 nucleotides long. The record is from the annotation of a GenBank genome assembly. NCBI's taxonomy places the organism in Eukaryota, Metazoa, Arthropoda, Arachnida, Sarcoptiformes, Oppiidae.